This is a messenger RNA of Heterobilharzia americana, 1038 nucleotides long. The record is from the annotation of a GenBank genome assembly. Lineage: Eukaryota; Metazoa; Platyhelminthes; Trematoda; Strigeidida; Schistosomatidae.
AUGUAUUUACAAUUCCAUUGUAAUGCAUUAUCAUGGAUAGUGGUUGACAACAAGCAUAGUAUUGAUUCAAUGUUGAAGAAGAAUAGGAUUGAUACACAUUUGUUGAACAACAGUAUACCUAUGAAUAUAUUACCUUCAGAAGAGAAUAAUAAUAAUAAUAAAAAUAAUAAUAAUAAUAACCAUGAUGAAACUUUAACAACAACGACAACAACAACAAAACACUUAUCGAUUGUGAAUAAUUUCGAUUGGAUAUGUAUUGACGAUAUUUGUAAGGAGUGUAUCAGUGUACAGGCUACAAUAACACGAUGUUUAGAAUUUCAAGUUUAUCGUUUACCCUAUACAAAUGGUGGCAUAGUCAAUGGAGAUGAAAAUUUUAUCGAUUUAGGAAUUUGUAUACGAUUUACAAUUAGUGAUGGAAGUGGAAGUGCACUUGUUCAGUUAGGCAAUCCUCCUUGUUUAUCAUCAUCUCGUUCUACUACUUCUACUGCUUCACCUCAGAUUCCCUCAAGUGAUAAUCUAUGUAAAACAAUCGAUAAUUCUAGUAUACCUUUAAAAAAUGAUUAUUCGAAUGUUAAUUAUAGUCAUAAUAACUAUAAUGACUUAGAAUUAGCUCGUCUUUUGUUAGGGUUUAAUCCAUCAUUAUGGAAAAGAUUAUGUAGUAAAUUGAAGUAUAUGUUAAAUCAAGAUAGACUAAAGCCUAAAAAUAAUUUCAUAUCAAUUCAAUUAGCUUUAAAAAUGUAUUUAAAUUCACCAACAUUUUUAAGAAAUUGUCGAUUCAAUUUAAAGCGUAGAAUGAUGACUUCACGUAAUUGUUGUCCCUCUAAAAUGACAACAACAACAACAACAACAACAAUACCAUCAUCAUCAUCUGAAUAUUGGCGAUUAAAACGAGUCAAUUUAAAAAAGGAAAAUAAUUUUCUAUCCUUAAAUAAUAAAUAUGAACAUGAACAACAAUCUGUGUAUUUUGUUCUACCACCAUAUAAAUUGUAUACUUUAUUGAAUGUAAUUUCUCAUAAUGAUGAUUUUGUUUUUCAAUAA